Messenger RNA from Drosophila melanogaster (fruit fly), 7341 nucleotides. RefSeq names its product myosin heavy chain (gene Mhc). The transcript is spliced from 19 exons. Gene Ontology annotation, molecular function: microfilament motor activity; identical protein binding; actin filament binding. Bases 289 to 6099 code for a protein of 1936 amino acids. Gene Ontology annotation, biological process: border follicle cell migration; sarcomere organization; open tracheal system development. The record is from RefSeq and is marked reviewed. NCBI's taxonomy places the organism in Eukaryota, Metazoa, Arthropoda, Insecta, Diptera, Drosophilidae. Gene Ontology annotation, cellular component: A band; myosin complex; myofibril.
GGAAUAGGAAUCAGAGCAGCCAAGUGCUAGACCGAAAAAGGGAGCAAGAAAAACCGAAACAGAAACAGCGCCACGCACACCGAUCGUCGAAUCGAAAAGCUUUCGGGGUCUUACGGGAUCCAUGGGUAUCAAGUUGCCCCGUAUAAAAGGCAAGUUUACCGGUUGCACGGUUCAGAACGGCUUUCGAGCGCGGAAGUUUUGGGCUCACGACGCGAUUAACAAAGAAAUUUUGAAAAGUCCCAAUAUUAUUUUUCGAGUUUUUAAGUUUCUAAACGAAAUUUAAGCAAGAUGCCGAAGCCAGUCGCAAAUCAGGAGGAUGAGGAUCCCACCCCAUACCUGUUCGUGUCUUUGGAGCAAAGGCGUAUCGAUCAAUCGAAACCCUAUGACUCGAAGAAGUCUUGCUGGAUCCCCGACGAGAAGGAGGGUUAUCUCCUUGGUGAGAUCAAGGCCACCAAGGGCGAUAUCGUCUCCGUUGGUCUGCAGGGUGGAGAGACACGAGACUUAAAGAAAGAUCUGCUCCAGCAAGUGAACCCCCCGAAAUACGAAAAAGCCGAGGAUAUGUCCAACUUGACAUACCUUAACGAUGCCUCUGUGCUCCAUAACUUGAGACAGAGAUACUACAACAAGCUGAUCUACACCUACUCCGGUCUUUUCUGCGUUGCCAUCAAUCCUUACAAGCGUUACCCCGUGUAUACCAACCGUUGCGCUAAGAUGUACCGUGGCAAGCGCCGUAAUGAGGUGCCACCCCAUAUUUUCGCCAUCUCUGACGGUGCCUACGUCGACAUGUUGACCAACCACGUGAAUCAAUCUAUGUUGAUCACCGGUGAGUCUGGUGCCGGAAAGACUGAGAACACCAAGAAGGUCAUUGCGUACUUCGCCACUGUUGGUGCCUCCAAGAAGACCGAUGAGGCCGCCAAGAGCAAGGGCUCCCUGGAAGAUCAGGUUGUGCAGACCAACCCUGUGCUUGAGGCCUUCGGUAACGCCAAGACCGUGCGUAACGAUAACUCCUCUCGUUUCGGUAAAUUCAUCCGUAUCCACUUCGGACCCACUGGUAAACUGGCUGGUGCUGAUAUUGAGACCUAUCUGCUGGAGAAGGCUCGUGUCAUCUCCCAGCAGUCCCUGGAGCGUUCCUACCACAUCUUCUACCAGAUCAUGUCUGGCUCCGUUCCCGGUGUUAAAGAGAUGUGCUUCCUCUCCGAUAACAUUUACGACUACUAUAACGUAUCCCAGGGUAAAGUAACUGUACCCAACAUGGAUGACGGUGAGGAAUUCCAGCUUGCAGAUCAAGCCUUCGACAUCUUGGGCUUCACCAAGCAGGAGAAGGAGGACGUGUACAGGAUCACCGCCGCUGUCAUGCACAUGGGUGGCAUGAAGUUCAAGCAACGUGGUCGCGAGGAGCAGGCUGAGCAGGACGGCGAGGAGGAGGGUGGCCGUGUGUCGAAGCUGUUCGGUUGCGAUACCGCCGAGCUGUACAAGAACUUGCUGAAGCCCCGCAUCAAGGUCGGCAACGAGUUCGUCACCCAGGGCCGUAACGUCCAGCAGGUCACCAACUCGAUCGGUGCCCUCUGCAAGGGUGUGUUCGAUCGUCUGUUCAAGUGGCUGGUGAAGAAGUGUAACGAGACUCUGGAUACCCAGCAGAAGCGUCAGCACUUCAUUGGUGUACUGGAUAUUGCUGGUUUUGAGAUCUUCGAGUACAACGGCUUCGAGCAAUUGUGUAUUAACUUCACCAAUGAGAAACUGCAGCAGUUCUUUAACCAUAUCAUGUUCGUCAUGGAGCAAGAGGAAUACAAGAAGGAGGGUAUUAACUGGGACUUUAUCGAUUUCGGUAUGGACUUGCUGGCCUGUAUCGAUCUGAUUGAAAAGCCCAUGGGUAUCUUGUCCAUCCUGGAGGAAGAGUCUAUGUUCCCCAAGGCCACCGAUCAGACCUUCUCGGAGAAGCUGACCAACACCCAUUUGGGCAAGUCGGCUCCAUUCCAGAAGCCCAAGCCUCCAAAGCCCGGUCAGCAGGCUGCCCACUUCGCCAUUGCCCAUUAUGCUGGUUGUGUGUCCUACAACAUCACCGGUUGGUUGGAGAAGAACAAGGAUCCUCUGAACGACACCGUUGUCGACCAGUUCAAGAAGUCGCAGAACAAGCUGCUGAUCGAAAUCUUCGCCGAUCACGCCGGUCAGUCGGGUGGCGGUGAACAGGCCAAGGGAGGUCGUGGCAAGAAGGGCGGUGGCUUCGCUACCGUCUCGUCGGCCUACAAGGAGCAGUUGAACAGCUUGAUGACCACUCUGCGUUCGACCCAGCCUCACUUCGUCCGUUGCAUCAUUCCCAACGAAAUGAAGCAGCCUGGCGUGGUUGAUGCCCACUUGGUCAUGCACCAGCUGACCUGUAACGGUGUGCUUGAAGGUAUCCGUAUUUGCCGUAAGGGCUUCCCCAACAGGAUGAUGUACCCUGACUUCAAGAUGCGUUACAUGAUUCUGGCUCCUGCCAUCAUGGCGGCCGAAAAGGUGGCCAAGAAUGCUGCCGGAAAGUGCUUGGAAGCCGUCGGACUGGAUCCCGAUAUGUACCGCAUUGGUCACACCAAGGUGUUCUUCCGCGCCGGUGUCCUGGGUCAGAUGGAGGAGUUCCGUGAUGAGCGUCUGGGCAAGAUCAUGUCCUGGAUGCAGGCAUGGGCCCGUGGUUACCUGUCCCGUAAGGGCUUCAAGAAGCUCCAGGAACAGCGCGUCGCCCUCAAGGUUGUCCAGCGCAAUCUGCGCAAGUACCUGCAGCUCCGUACCUGGCCCUGGUACAAACUGUGGCAGAAGGUCAAGCCCCUCCUCAACGUCAGCCGCAUCGAGGAUGAGAUUGCCCGUCUGGAGGAGAAGGCCAAGAAGGCUGAGGAACUGCAUGCCGCUGAAGUGAAGGUGCGCAAGGAGCUCGAGGCCCUCAACGCCAAGCUUUUGGCUGAGAAGACCGCUCUGCUGGACUCCCUGUCCGGCGAGAAGGGUGCCCUGCAGGACUACCAGGAGCGCAACGCCAAGUUGACCGCCCAGAAGAACGACCUCGAGAACCAGCUGCGCGAUAUCCAAGAGCGCCUGACUCAGGAGGAGGAUGCCCGCAACCAGCUGUUCCAGCAGAAGAAGAAGGCCGAUCAGGAGAUCUCUGGCCUGAAGAAGGACAUCGAGGAUCUGGAAUUGAACGUCCAGAAGGCCGAGCAGGACAAGGCCACCAAGGAUCACCAGAUCCGCAACUUGAACGACGAGAUCGCCCACCAGGAUGAGCUCAUCAACAAGUUGAACAAGGAGAAGAAGAUGCAGGGAGAGACCAACCAGAAGACCGGUGAGGAGCUCCAGGCCGCCGAGGACAAGAUCAACCACUUGAACAAGGUUAAGGCCAAGCUCGAGCAGACCCUCGAUGAACUGGAGGAUUCGCUGGAGCGCGAGAAGAAGGUGCGCGGCGAUGUUGAGAAGUCCAAGCGCAAGGUUGAGGGCGACCUCAAGCUCACCCAGGAGGCUGUUGCCGAUCUGGAGCGCAACAAGAAGGAGCUCGAGCAGACCAUCCAGCGCAAGGACAAGGAGCUGUCCUCCAUCACCGCCAAGCUCGAGGACGAGCAGGUCGUUGUUCUGAAGCACCAGCGCCAGAUCAAGGAACUGCAGGCCCGCAUCGAGGAGCUCGAGGAAGAGGUCGAGGCUGAGCGCCAGGCCCGCGCCAAGGCUGAGAAGCAGCGCGCCGAUCUGGCCCGCGAACUCGAGGAAUUGGGCGAGCGUCUGGAGGAGGCUGGCGGUGCCACCUCUGCCCAGAUUGAGCUCAACAAGAAGCGUGAGGCUGAGUUGAGCAAACUGCGUCGCGAUCUUGAGGAGGCCAACAUCCAGCACGAGUCCACCCUGGCUAACCUGCGCAAGAAGCACAACGAUGCCGUCGCCGAGAUGGCCGAGCAGGUUGAUCAGCUCAACAAGCUGAAGGCUAAGGCUGAACACGAUCGCCAGACUUGCCACAACGAGCUGAAUCAGACUCGUACCGCCUGCGAUCAGCUGGGUCGCGAUAAGGCUGCCCAGGAGAAGAUCGCCAAGCAGCUGCAGCACACCCUCAACGAGGUGCAGUCGAAACUGGACGAGACCAACAGGACUCUGAACGACUUCGAUGCCAGCAAGAAGAAGCUGUCCAUUGAGAACUCCGAUCUGCUCCGCCAGCUGGAGGAGGCCGAGUCCCAGGUGUCUCAGCUGUCCAAGAUCAAGAUCUCUCUGACCACCCAGUUGGAGGACACCAAGCGUCUGGCCGACGAGGAGUCGCGCGAGCGUGCCACCCUUUUGGGCAAGUUCCGCAACUUGGAGCACGACCUGGACAAUCUGCGCGAGCAGGUUGAGGAGGAGGCUGAGGGCAAGGCCGAUCUGCAGCGCCAGCUGAGCAAGGCCAACGCUGAGGCCCAGGUGUGGCGCAGCAAGUACGAGUCCGAUGGCGUUGCCCGCUCUGAGGAGCUGGAGGAAGCCAAGAGGAAGCUGCAGGCCCGUUUGGCCGAGGCCGAGGAGACCAUCGAGUCCCUCAACCAGAAGUGCAUUGGCCUGGAGAAGACCAAGCAGCGUCUGUCCACCGAGGUGGAGGAUCUGCAGCUGGAGGUCGACCGUGCCAACGCCAUUGCCAACGCUGCCGAGAAGAAGCAGAAGGCCUUCGACAAGAUCAUCGGCGAGUGGAAGCUCAAGGUCGACGAUCUGGCUGCUGAGCUGGAUGCCUCCCAGAAGGAGUGCCGCAACUACUCCACCGAGCUGUUCCGUCUUAAGGGCGCCUACGAGGAGGGCCAGGAGCAGUUGGAGGCUGUGCGUCGUGAGAACAAGAACCUGGCCGAUGAGGUCAAGGAUCUGCUCGACCAGAUCGGUGAGGGUGGCCGCAACAUCCAUGAGAUCGAGAAGGCCCGCAAGCGCCUGGAAGCCGAGAAGGACGAGCUCCAGGCUGCCCUCGAGGAGGCUGAGGCCGCUCUUGAGCAGGAGGAGAACAAGGUGCUCCGCGCUCAGCUUGAGCUGUCCCAGGUGCGCCAGGAGAUCGACCGCCGCAUCCAGGAGAAGGAGGAGGAGUUCGAGAACACCCGCAAGAACCACCAGCGUGCCCUCGACUCCAUGCAGGCUUCCCUCGAAGCCGAGGCCAAGGGCAAGGCUGAGGCCCUGCGCAUGAAGAAGAAGCUGGAGGCUGACAUCAACGAGCUUGAGAUUGCUCUGGAUCACGCCAACAAGGCUAACGCCGAGGCCCAGAAGAACAUCAAGCGUUACCAGCAGCAGCUGAAGGACAUCCAGACUGCCCUCGAGGAGGAGCAGCGCGCCCGCGACGAUGCCCGCGAACAGCUGGGUAUCUCCGAGCGUCGUGCAAACGCCCUCCAGAACGAACUGGAGGAGUCUCGCACUCUGCUGGAACAGGCCGACCGUGGCCGUCGCCAGGCCGAACAGGAGCUGGCCGAUGCCCACGAGCAGCUGAACGAAGUGUCCGCCCAGAACGCCUCCAUCUCCGCUGCCAAGAGGAAGCUGGAGUCCGAGCUGCAGACCCUGCACUCCGACCUGGACGAACUCCUGAACGAAGCCAAGAACUCCGAGGAGAAGGCCAAGAAGGCUAUGGUCGAUGCCGCCCGCCUGGCCGAUGAGCUCCGCGCUGAGCAGGAUCAUGCCCAGACCCAGGAGAAAUUGAGGAAGGCCCUCGAGCAGCAGAUCAAGGAGCUGCAGGUCCGUCUGGACGAGGCUGAGGCCAACGCCCUCAAGGGAGGCAAGAAGGCCAUUCAGAAGCUUGAGCAGCGCGUCCGCGAGCUCGAGAACGAGCUGGAUGGUGAGCAGAGGAGGCACGCCGAUGCCCAGAAGAACCUGCGCAAGUCCGAGCGUCGCGUCAAGGAGCUGAGCUUCCAGUCCGAGGAGGACCGCAAGAACCACGAGCGCAUGCAGGAUCUGGUCGACAAGCUGCAACAGAAGAUCAAGACAUACAAGAGGCAGAUCGAGGAGGCUGAGGAAAUCGCCGCCCUCAACUUGGCCAAAUUCCGCAAGGCUCAGCAGGAGCUUGAGGAGGCCGAGGAGCGCGCCGAUCUGGCCGAGCAGGCCAUCAGCAAAUUCCGCGCCAAGGGACGUGCCGGUUCUGUCGGUCGUGGUGCCAGCCCAGCGAUCUAAGCCUGAGGCAUCACCAUCGAAUAAAAAAUCUAUAUAGCGAUCCAAUUAUGGUUCAUUUACGAUAAUGAGAGAACAAAAACCAUGCAAAGAGAAUUAUAGCUUAUAAGAAUUAUUAUAAAAUAAAUACUAAUAACAAUAAUAUAGAUGCAUCACAUGACAUUCGCUAGCAGACAAAAAUGUAUAAAUUAGAGGCCACCCCAAUCAAAAAUCAAUGGAUCAAUUCAUCGAAUACCAACCAAGAAUGCGUUCAUUUUGACAGAAAACCAGACAAAAAGCCAAAAAAAUAUUGCAAAUAAAAAAGCAAGCAACCAACGCAGCACCAGGCUAAAUCAAUCGAAAUGCUUUCUUUACCACUAUUUACAAAAAAGAGAAAAAACAAUACUAUUCUUCCACUAUAUUAUUAUAAACUGUAUUUGUACAUGUGUACUGCAGCCGACAGCGUCAAAGGGCCGCAAGAGCGCGCUGCUGGAGCAGUAGAAACUUUCUUGAAACAUUUCCCCGUGCGACGUCCGUUAGGCCACAAUUCGACGGAUUGGCCUUCCCACCAAGAUUCGACCUUGCUCCUGAAAACGAAUUCUAAAUGCCAUUUCAUUUUUUAAUUUAUUUUAAAUGAUAUUUCAUAAUGAUUAUGUUUAUGAUUUUAAUUUAAUUUCUUAAUUUAAAAACAAAAUAAUAAAACUAUAACAAAAUAAAUAUCGAAAACGACGGGAGGCAAACCACCAACAACGCCAGAUGCACUUAGGCAAAAAAAUAAAAUCAUAUAACAACAAUCGAUCACCAUCGAUUAGCAUACAUAAUACAUAAGUGAUCAGUAACAGGCUAUUGUGUAAGCGCGACAUUUGCCAUGGGGACACUGCUCGCUGGACCUGUAUUUGUAUUUGUAUUUAUAUAUUUUUAUACAACUUUCGAAAUGCAUUCAACCAACUAACUAUGAAAGAACCAUCGACUCUCAACCGAACAACAUGAGAAUAAUCGCGAAACGUGAGCCCCGUCAAAAUGAAGGCCCCGCGGAGGUGUCCGCCGGUAAAUGUCGCCCGCAGUUCGAAUAUUUUGCUCUAUAUGUACUCCCAAUAUUGUUUGUCAUGCAGACCAGACAAGACUUACGGACGACACGAGCUACACACUGCGCUUAUGUUUAUGUUUAACUCUGACUCUAUCUAACAAUGAUAGGGAGAUAAGAUCAUCACUUGACACUAAAUGAAAAGUAUACAAAAAAGGAACAAAAUAAAUGUAAAUCAAUUU